AUGUCAACUUCAAAACCACAUACACGUGAACCUCUUAAUACACGACAACGUACAAUUCUUAUGACAUUCUAUAAUCAGAAUCCAUAUCCAUCUGCAAGUGAACGUCAUCAACUUGCUGAAACAACUGGUCGAACAUUAAAACAAAUUCAAGAUUGGUUUUCAAAUCGACGACGUAAUGAUCAACAAUUAAUAUCAGGAAAACCAACUAUUACUUUAUUACCUCCUCCUCCUCCACCACAACCACAAGUAGUACCAACACAACCAAUGUAUUGUUAUACAUCACCAACAUCAGCUAUGUGUCCAUGUUGUUACUUCACUCAAACAUCUCCAAUAAUUGAUCAAACAUUUUAUUCUCAUUAUCCAACAUAUUACUAUUCUUCAUCGAAUACUUUUCAUUCAUAG
This is a messenger RNA of Adineta steineri, 402 nucleotides long. The record is from the annotation of a GenBank genome assembly. Lineage: Eukaryota; Metazoa; Rotifera; Eurotatoria; Adinetida; Adinetidae.